Molecule: messenger RNA, 2320 nt
Organism: Chrysemys picta bellii (western painted turtle)
Lineage: Eukaryota; Metazoa; Chordata; Testudines; Emydidae
Gene: SEBOX
Product: SEBOX homeobox
Molecular function (GO): DNA binding
Source: RefSeq, a predicted model, not a curated record
UCAGACGCCGCGGGAUCAAAGCCGGCUCGCGCCCGCCCUGGGCGGUCCCAGACCCCUGGGAGCUGCUGGCCGGGGCGGGGGAGCGGAGCGGGGGAUAAAAGGCCCCGGGAGGCGCCGGGCGGCCGCGCUGAGCCGCAGCCGCGGGACUGGACGGGGCGCAGGGACCCCGGCAAGAGAAUGAGCCGGGCUGGCCCCGCACCCGGCCCGCGCCUCUUCUUCCCCGACGGAGACUCCGGCCGCUGCCCGCCGCCCGCCCGAGGCGCCCCCCUGGCCCGCCGGCCCGAGCCCCAAGCAGGUCGGUGUCCAGAGCAGAGAGCACCGGGGACGGGGCAGCCUGGGGCCGGGGGAGGCUCGCGGGGGCCAGGGCUGGGGGCUGAGCUCUGCCCGUCUCCCCUGCCCGCAGGGAGCCGCCCGAAGCCGGAGCGGGGCGCGGGGGGCUGCCCGGCGGGGCCCAGGAGGAGGAAGCGAACCACGUUCAGCCGGGGGCAGCUGUGCGAGCUGGAGCGGGUGUUCGCCGCGCUGCCCUACCCCGACAUCGGCACCCGCGAGCGCCUGGCCGAGCUCACCCACCUGCCCGAGGCCAAGAUCCAGGUCUGGUUCCAGAACCGCCGCGCCCGGAGGAUCAAGAGCGGGAAGCUGGAGCAGCCGAGCUGCCGGAGGGCUCUGGCCAGUAAACCGCCCCCCUCCUGCCCCCCACCGCCCCAGGGACAAGGGGCCAGAAGCCAACAGGUGUCCGAGCUCCGCCUGCCCGGCAGCUCCCCGCAGCAGUGCCUGGGCCAAGCGCUGCCGGGCCUGGUCUCUGCCUUCCAGGGGCAGCUCCUGUGGGAGGACAGCUGCCAGCCCCCCUGCAGCCAGGCGGGAGCCCAGUGGCCUGUGGCUACCCCCGGCCAGGCGGGGCCGCAGGGAGCGGACCCCACGGCCGGUGAGGGGCUCUCCUAUUGGGAUGUGUUCCCUGCGCAGACCUCCCUCGGGUACAUCUCCGACCUCAUCUAUAACGCGGCCAUCAUCACCAACCUGGGCGAGCCCUAGGCCUGGCCCCGGCCAAGGCGGGGGCCGCAGUUGUUGCUGGGGGGCAGCCGUCAGGCCUGGCGCCUAGAGCUCCCCUGGAGCAGCUGGCCCCAGGCACUGCUGGGCUCUGUGCUGGGCAAGACAUCCGGACCUGCGGUGCCAGCUGGAAACUGCUGCCCAUGGACAUGGGGGCAAACCCGGCUAACGGGGCCAGGCUGCCAACUGGAAACAGCCCUUAGCUGUGUCAGCUCCCCUCCGCCAGGCUCCCAACCCCCACUCCAUCUAACCACUAGCCUGCAGGGCAGCUGGGCGCGGGGGGCUCUGGGCUGCCACAGGACACGGUCUGAGCCCCUGCAGUGGUACCUGGCUGAAUUAAUCUGGAGGGAGGCUCUGCUCGCAGGGCGUGCAGCGGGGUGACCUCUGCAUCUUGCCUUUCUUGGGUGCGCGCUGCAAAGCAAUUCCAUCCCAAUCCUAACUGUGGGGCCGCGCCCCCUCCCCAGCUUAGCGCUGUAAUUUUCAUUAGAGGGGAAGUAUUAUUGCAGUGACUCCUUAAGAUCUUUGCAAUACCAUCCAAUAUCCUAAAUGCAGGUCUGUGCCGCGGGCUGGCAGCGCGGGGCUGCCGCCCGGUCCUGCAUAUCACAAUCAGCGGUAAUACCAACUAAUCUUUCCAAACAAUACCUUAAUCUCAGGCUGUAUUUGCAAAUGAUUGUGGCCGGGCCCCGCCACGGACUUUAUCUACAUGACCUAAUCCCGGCGCUAUGUAACAUUUCCAGGUUACAAAAUAGAUUUGCACAUAUCAGAAAUAUUAAAGCGUGUUUUUAGAAGGAGCUUAGCAGCCAUCAGAACAUUAAUCAACAUUGUUAGCUCCUGGCCCACUGCCCGCUGCUAGCCCCUCCCUGGCCAAGCUGGGCCACCGGGAGCUGCAGCGGAGGGGGGGGGGCUCCCAGCUCUGGGGAGACGGUGUCAAGGCUCAGGCCUGCCCCAGUGCGGCAGGUGCUGGUUCCCCCGCUCAGCAGUACAUCCAGCCUGCUGUGUGGAGCGGCCUGCAGGGCAGGGUUCCCUUCCAGCCCCCACCGCUGUAGCCCUGGCAGCAGUAGAACUUGUGCCCGGGAGCCCCCUUCUCUUUGCCUGCCAGUGACUGCAGAGGGGAGCAUGGGAAUCUCUCUGACCCCCUGUAUCUUUGCUGCCCGCAAUAGCUGCAGGGCCCUGCUGUGUCUGGUCCCUGGGCACAGGGGCAGCUGUUUCUGCCAGCCCUCCCCAUGGCUGCUGGGCUGCUCGGUGGCUGGGAUUCUGGCACAGGUUUUCAGCAGCU